This is a messenger RNA of Pichia membranifaciens NRRL Y-2026, 1275 nucleotides long. RefSeq lists its product as hypothetical. Bases 1 to 1275 code for a protein of 424 amino acids. The transcript has a single exon. Lineage: Eukaryota; Fungi; Ascomycota; Pichiomycetes; Pichiales; Pichiaceae. The record is from RefSeq and is a predicted model, not a curated record.
AUGACCCCGGAAGAAUUCAAGAGCUUGAAUUCCAAAAAUACUGAUAGUUUCAAAGUAGCGAUUGACAUGACGAUACAUGUUGUCCCACUUUCACCAACUGCCCGCUUUUUGGCGACUCAAUUAUCUUCAGAAUCAUUUCGCCCAAACAUCCUCUUACCCAAGCAUCUCUUGAAACCGUUUUUGACUUCAGAGUCAACCAUAACAUAUAUCAAUGAGAUAUCACCGCUGAAUUCUUUUCAGAGAAAGCAUACCUACCCAACAUCCUCUACGAGGUACUUGGAAACAAUUUCACGCAUCAGUGCCGCUGCAACAUCACAGAUUUCAAUUGCAUUACCUUCAUCACAGAUAAGGCCGAUAUUCAACUCGGAAUCUAUUAAGUUUAUACCGCCUCCAAAUUCAGAUAUAAUCAUUCUGGAUCCACAUUUUGGUCAAGCUGAAAAAUAUGUUAGUUCAGUGAUGUCAAAUUUCCAGAUAUCCGCUUCAUCACCCUACGACUUACGGUCACUGCCGAGAUUUUGGUCAAUAGUAUCAACACAUUUACUAGCAGAUGCACCUUCAUGGGGAAUAAAACACCAAUCGGUAGGCGAGUUUAUAGUGUCACCCAUAUUACCGUUUGCCAAUGAUUCUCGGACGGAGAUAGAAUUGAUCAACUCUUCUGACGUGAUGAAGCAAAUUUUAAAUACACCCACUUUAUCUCCCCAAUAUGAGCCAUAUUUAAAGACAAAACUUUUACUCCUCGAGCAACUUAUAAUAGAAGCUGCACUUUGCUCAAUAAUAUACACGGACUAUUCUUCUAAGUACGAGGUAUUAAGGUCGCACUCGAAGUCUAGGUCUUUUGCCUCGAAUAAUGAUAUCUAUUCUGAUGUUGAAGAUAGUGUUUCAGCAAAAUCUUUAGUCCUUAAUAUAAUUGACGAAUGCAUUGCUGUUUUGAGAAAGCAUGAGCCUGUGCUGGAGUUAGAAAAGACAACUCCAAUGCUUACCGCGGUGCUAUCUAGGGAAAGACUAUUCAAUCUCACCUUGAACAUACUACAAAAUGAUACAUCUUUACCGAAUUUGAAGCACUAUAAGCAGUUGAUGAACGAAAGUUUUUCAAACUAUACGAAUGACGAUCAACAGAAAACCGAAUCACCACAUUUCCGGAAUCCAGCUAGAGCUAACAGAUUUAUUUUCAAAUUAGGUUUGCAAGUUGGUGUCAAAACCCCAUCCAAUAAUUUUGUUUGUGAUAAUUUGAGUGCUCAAUACCCUGAAAUUCACAUACACGACGACGACCCUUAG